AUGAUGGCCGAGGCCAUCCGGGCAAGGGAGGACGAGAUCAAGGCCGAGCAGGAAGACCUCGCGCGGUCGGUGCGCGAGGCCUUCGCAACACGCAUCACCGACGAGCAGAGGGACCGGCUCCGCUCGAUGCUGGACGCUGUGGAGCCCCCCGAGAGGCGGGUGUCGCGAUCCUCCGUUUUUCUGCGCGCCGGCGACCUCGAACCGCAGGCCGACCAGCCCACCUUCUGCGCCGACCCGUGGGGCAACCCGCAGGAGGCGCAGGCCCCGGCCUCGGCCGGCCGGCCGCCGCGGCGGCCGCCCCACAAGUUCAGCGAGGACCGCGAGUCGCGGCAGCGCGAGGAGCUCUGCCUGGCCGUCAGGCACCAAGGGCCGGAGCCGGAGGCGUUCGAGGCGUUCGAGGUGCCCCUGGCCGCCGCCGGCCCCAUGCGGCAGGUGCGGAUCUGCGUCGCUGGGCUGCUGGCGUUGGCGGCGCUGCGGUGCUGCGGCGCGAGCGUGUACGGCUCGCCCACGGGGAUGAUGUGGACUGCGGACAUGCUCAGCAUGGCGGCGGACGGGAUCGCCAUCAUCGGGGCGCUGCCAGUAUUCAUGAACAAAUUGAUUGGCACCUGCGUGCAUAACAGGUGCCUGGGCUCCCUGCUGACGCUGCUGCUCACGGCCACCGUCUGCGACGCGGGCGCCGCGGUGAUGUUCCUCAGCUCCGAAGGCGACGCCUGGCGGCUGAUGUGGCAGCGCGCAGUGCACGAGGGCGCGCCAAAGGCGGUCGCCUUCAUCGGCGUACGGGAGUGCUUCCUGAUCUCCUCGAUCUCCUUAGAGUUGGCGCUGUGCGCCUCGGCCUGGCACUUCUACCGGGCCUUCCGGGAGGCGGGCGCGUACCCGCCCAACAUCGCGAGCGUCCGCGUGCCUAGGGACGUCUCCCCCCUCGAGUUCCUCUGCGAGGCCGAGGACGUGGCCCUGCUGAGCGACCACUGCGAGGCGUGCCGGCGGGACGGCCCCGAGCCGCUCGAGGAUGCUCCGAAGUCCUGGGACCGGGCCGCGGACGGCGAAGGCGAGCGCCAUGGUGGCUAUGGUUAUCCAGGCAUCGGGGGCCACUUCUUCGCGGACGGCCGCGACAAGGGCUACGUCCCGCUGCAGUACCGGGACCAGGAGCUGGACCGCCUGUGA
This is a messenger RNA of Prorocentrum cordatum, 1161 nucleotides long. The record is from the annotation of a GenBank genome assembly. Lineage: Eukaryota; Dinophyceae; Prorocentrales; Prorocentraceae.